AUGCAGACGCAACUGGAAUCAUUGGCGAAUGAAACAUUGCUCGAUCUAUUCGAAUUCGUCUCACCAUUGGAUCUAUUUCGUGCCUUUUAUGGGCUCAAUUAUCGUUUGAAUACAUUAAUUCUCGGCCAUUUUCGAACAUAUCGUUUUGAUUUUCGUUCAAUAUCAAGAGAAGAUUUCGACGUAAUCUGUCGCGUUUAUUUUCCAUUAAUCAUUGAUCGAAUUAUUUAUCUUCGUCUCUCAGAUGAUGGCGAUACACCAAGACAAUCGUUUGAUUUUUUUGUUCGUAAUUUCAAUUUAAAUCGAUUUACAUAUUUGCAAUUUCUCACUUUCUAUUCUAUUGAUUCUCAUCCAAAACUCAAUGAAUUCUUUUUUAUCGAAAUACAUCAUCUUCAUUAUUUGACACAUCUCAAAUUUGUUGAUUGCCGUAUUGAAUGCGUCAACAAUGAAUAUUCAAUUAAGUUAAUUAAUCAACUUUGGAGUCUUUCCAAAUUAAUAUAUUGUUAUUGGGAUGUAAUGUUAUAUCGUAGUGAACCUUUUGCUAUUCCGACAAUUGUUUCAUCCUCAUUACAACAUCUCUAUAUUCAUCAUAUUACAUGGAAAUUCGAUAAAUUGGUUUGUCUAAUGGAAAAAACACCUUAUCUUCAAUAUUUUUCUACGACAGCCAAAUUUUCUUAUGGAAGUGAUGUUGAUGAUCAUGCUGAUAAAAUGCCGCCAUCAUCUAUGAAUUUAGCGAUGAAAAAACUUAAACUCUGUGGAAUUUCUUCACCACGAAUAAUGAUCAAUACUUUAUAUAGAAUGUCGAAUUUAUCUUAUUUAAAUAUUCAAACAUUUUGUAUUUAUCUCGAUGGACAUCAAUGGAAAGAGAUUAUUAUUAACUAUUUACCAAAAUUGAAAAUAUUUCGUUCAAUUAUGUCUUUUGAACUUGAUCAUAUAAUUAAUAAAGAAAAUCAAAUCGAUCAAUUACUCGAUACAUAUUGUACUUCAUUUUGGAUUGAAGAACAUCAAUGGUAUAUGGGAUGUCUUUGGAACAGUUCCAAUGAUGAUCGAUCGAUUUGUUUGUAUUCAUUACCAUUUCGUUUUCAAUAUUAUUCUAACAAAAUUUCUCAAGGUGAAUGUCGAACAAAAUCGACAUAUUUACCAAAUAUCAAAUAUUCUUAUGAUCAUGUUCGUAAUUUAAGUUAUAAUUCUUCUCUUUUUACAAAUACAGAAUUUUCAAAUGUUGAAUUAAAUCAUAUUGAAAACCUUGGUCUUACAUUACCAUUCGAUGAUCGAUUUUUGUCUGUAUUUCCAAAUUUUGAUAAUUUAUUAUCAUUAGGAUUAUGUCUUUCGGAUGAUUAUCCAUUUCAAUUGCAAUUAUUACUCGACAAAGCACCUCGUCUUGUUUCAUUAGAAUUUGAAUUAUGGUCCACAAAAGAAAUGCCUCCUUUCAAUCUGACAAAUGCAUCAAUUCGACGUCUUGACUUAGAAGGACAUGAUAAAUUACGUCGUCGUCAUUGUUUCAAUCAUCAACAAUGUAUAGCAUUGUGUAAUUCACCUUUAGGUAUUCAAUGUCAAGUACUUCGUAUUAAAGUCAACGAUUUAUUGAGCAUACUUGUACUUGUACAUACAAUGAUUAAUCUUCGAACAUUAUAUGUUCAAUAUGAACGUGAUUCACGAAGUCAUCAACCGGAUCUUGUCGACUUGUUACAACAUCAUGUACCGUCGACAGCGAUUGUAAAACGAAGAUGCUACGGACAAUUUGUUAUUCGAUUAUAA
This is a messenger RNA of Rotaria sp. Silwood1, 1755 nucleotides long. Lineage: Eukaryota; Metazoa; Rotifera; Eurotatoria; Philodinida; Philodinidae. The record is from the annotation of a GenBank genome assembly.